Messenger RNA from Porites evermanni, 666 nucleotides. NCBI's taxonomy places the organism in Eukaryota, Metazoa, Cnidaria, Anthozoa, Scleractinia, Poritidae. The record is from the annotation of a GenBank genome assembly.
AUGACAGAUCUGAAAGUUAUUGGCGCUGGACUGGGUCGUACUGGAACUAAAUCCCUGCAGCAAGCGCUUGUUCUCUUAGGAUUUGGACCUUGCCAUCAUAUGACAGAAAUAGUCCCAGAUAAUCAAGAGCAUUUCCUAAUGUGGAAAGAGAUAUUCAGCGGCAGUGAGGAGAAGAGUGAAAAACUGAAAGAAGCCUUCAGGGGUUAUGUGGCUACUACGGAUUACCCUGGCUGUUUAUUUUAUAAAGAGUUCCUUCAGUGGAAUCCUGAUGCUAAAGUGAUUCUUACUGUGCGAGAUAAUCCUGAGAAGUGGGUUGAAUCUGUUCGAGCGACAAUUUUCCCCGUCAAAUCUACUAAAGAAUCUGAUUCCAAUUCAGCACAGCAAGAAUUUUCCCAUUCCUUUAACGCUUGUGUGACGAAAGUUCAUGGUGUUGACCCAGAAGAACCAGAAACUGAUUUACGGAAGUUUUAUUUAGAUUGGAAUGAAGAAGUGAAAAGGAAUGUCAAGGAGGAAAAUUUGUUAGUUUUCAACGUUAAAGAGGGUUGGGAUCCUCUAUGUAAGUUUUUAGAUGUUUCACAGCCCGAGCAGCCAUUUCCAAAUGUGAAUUCCAGGGAGGCUUACCAGAAACAAAAUGCAAAGCAUUUAGUUAAAAAAACUGAACUUUAG